Oryza brachyantha (malo sina) is the source of this 2288-nucleotide messenger RNA. Its product is annotated as probable protein S-acyltransferase 22. Bases 173 to 1969 code for a protein of 598 amino acids. Gene Ontology annotation, biological process: peptidyl-L-cysteine S-palmitoylation; protein targeting to membrane. Lineage: Eukaryota; Viridiplantae; Streptophyta; Magnoliopsida; Poales; Poaceae. Gene Ontology annotation, molecular function: protein-cysteine S-palmitoyltransferase activity. The record is from RefSeq and is a predicted model, not a curated record. The transcript has 9 exons. Gene Ontology annotation, cellular component: endoplasmic reticulum; Golgi apparatus.
AUCCUGGUCACUUGGUCGCUGGUGUUCAUGGAGAGGCAGCCACUUGCUUGAGUAAAGAAAGAAAAAGCAUGGUUCUUGGGGCAUCAUCUUCUUGGUAGCCCUUCGUCUCGGCGUUGCUGUCUCUUCCCUGGAGUGGAGGAGGUUCUGGGGGGUUUAGUUAAUCCAUCCAGAAAUGAGGAGGCAUGGGUGGCAGCUGCCUUACCAUCCUCUCCAGGUGGUGGCGAUAGCUGUGUUCUUGGCGUUGGGUUUUGCCUUCUAUGUCUUCUUUGUGCCGUUCGUGGGGAGGAAGGCGGUCCAGUAUGUGGUGAUGGGUCUCUACACUCCCUUGAUUACAUCUGUUGUCCUGUUAUACAUUUGGUGUGCUGCAACAAAUCCUGGUGACCCGGGCAUUUUCAAGUCAGCGGAGCAUCCUAAAUUGAAUAAGGAUGGAAGGCAAUCCCAGAAAAAUUCAGAUCAUGGGUUAAGUCAUGGAGGAAAGAUGUCAAGUGAUGGUUUUAAUGCUGUUGAUAACAGUGAGAAACUGAGCAGCAUGCUUGAGCAAAAGGAUUCCUACUCCUGGUCCACAUUUUCUGAAAUACUCUGUUUCCCCUUUUCCUGCCUUUGCAAAAGAUGCUUCCAUGCGGGUAAUCAGUCAUCUGAACAGCACAUGAGUGAGGAAGGCAUGUUCUUCUGCAGCUUAUGUGAAGCAGAGGUGCUGAAGAAUAGUAAGCAUUGUAGAGUAUGUGACAAGUGUGUUGAUGGCUUUGAUCAUCAUUGCAGAUGGCUCAACAAUUGCAUAGGGAAAAGAAACUACAAAGGGUUCUUCCUUCUGAUGACUUCUGCCGUUCUCCUUCUUGUAAUGCAGUGGCUGUCAGGAGUUCUUGUGCUGAUUCUCUGCAUUGUGGAGCGAGGGGAGUUCUCCAGACAGAUUGUUUCCAAGUUGGGAAGUAGCUUCUCAACUGUAGUGUUUAUAAUUGUUGUGGCCACCUGCACUGUACUAGCAAUGAUUGCAACUGUACCACUUGCUCAGCUUUUGUGUUUCCAUAUUCUUCUUAUCAAGAAGGGAAUUAGCACGUAUGAUUACAUAAUAGCUUUAAGAGAGCAAGAGGAUGAUCAACAAGAAGAGAUUGCUGGGCACCAAAGUCCACAGAUGUCUAUUGUAAGUUCUGUUACUGGAUUUAGCACUGCAAGCUCUUUUGGUCCACUUCAUCGAGGUUCAUGGUGUACACCCCCGCGAUUAUUCCUUGAAGAUCAGUUUGAUGUCAUCCCUCCAGAGAUUGGCAUGCCACAAAACUCAGGGAGUAAGAAGCCAAAGGAAGACGAAGGAGCAAGGAGAAGAACUGGGACAGUGAAAAUCAGUCCUUGGACACUGGCACGCCUGAAUGCUGAGGAAGUGUCAAAGGCAGCUGCACAGGCAAGGAAGAAAUCCAAAAUUCUGAAGCCAAUUGCAAGACACGAUGUUCCAAUCGGCCAUGACAACAUUGGUGGUGGGAAACUAGUUCCUAAAUCUGAUAGCAACAGAAGACCUGAUAAAAGGGGACGGUUCCCUGCUGAACUAUCUCUCGACCCCCUUACAAGGCUAUCUGCAAGUGGUACUGAAAGCAACUUCAGUGACGCAGCGAUAGAAACAUCUGGAAAUUUAGCCCCAUUGCAGUUCGAAGCGAGGAGCGCGUUCCAACCGAGCACCGCAGCGUCCACCAGGAACGCUGCCUCGUCACCUGAGAGCAGCUUUGACUCACCUGAUCUGCAUCCAUUCCGCCUUUCUUCAUGCACAGCUGAUGAGAUGCAGGGGGUGAUCCCGCAUCCAGCCCAGAGUGGCAUCAAGUUUUCGAGGUCGACGAGCGAUGGCUAUGAAGCAUCAGGAGGUGAGGACAGCGAUCGCAUCCCCUCGAGAAUUGUUCACAGAUCGUCGAACUGGGCCAGUGCCAUCCUGAGCUCAGGUCAGGGAGGCCCUGCAGCUGAUCUGCAGAUGCCUCCAUCAGAUGGGUAACUCUACCUCCAGCCACCAGGUCGAGCUAGUCAGAUCUGCCUUGCUUCCAGGCCAUAUGAUAAAGUUGCAUAUGGUGUUGGCACCUGGAGAAUUGCGGUAUACAGCAGAUCACUCACUGUUGGCAGCAACACAUUGGUGGUUAUUUUAGGUUUAGCAGUAACUUUGCUGGUGAUUGGUGCCUAGUUCGUCUUGAUGUUAAUGCAUGCGAAACGGCAAUUGUGUUGCUAGGCUUGUGGUUGUCAGGCAUUCACCUGUGUCCCAGCAAAUGUGAAUCUGACAUUCGUUGCGCUCAUUUGAGAUCAGUACAGCAUUCUGUCCG